AUGGCCGCGUUUGGGUGUUUGUGGCUGUCGAGUCGGAAAGGAUAAAGAUUCGCGGCACUACGAGGAUUCGGCCGCCCUUCGAGGCCUUCGACUCCGGGUCAUUCGACUCGUGUCGACCCGAGGGAGGCAAAGAUCGAGAGAAGCGUGUUCGCCGAAAGGGCGUGGGCGGAAAGGCACGCGAAAAGGAUGCGAGUGCGUCGCUGAGGGACCUCCGAGGGGCUCGGGGGGACUCUGCGGAGGCAUGUCGGAGAGAAGCCGCUUUAGAGGGAGGGCUUGCCGAUGUGCCAGAGGUGUCGUCGGCGCCGGUAGCAUGACCGGAGGUCCCAACUCGCCGACCUUGUAGGACUUUACCAAACGUGCAAGACCAAAGCUCCUCGAAACGCUGGAGAAAGACGACAGAGCUUCGGAGGAGGGGGAGAUGUCAGCCGGGACCCAGGGCGAGAUUCGGGUUGGUCCGUCGCACCAGGUUUGCCAACUUUCCUCAACCAAAAGAAAACAACAGUCUCCACUUGAUACACUUUUGUCACAUUGAUUCGCCCCACGGUGUAAGAUACUUAGGAGUUGGUUUCUUGCCAGGCCCGAUUGCCUGACUAUCGGCCGGGUAUCCCGGCCGGCGAGCUGCUUCCCGAUCCAGAGUUCUCGAAGGAGCGCGAGGAGCUAAGAUGGGUGCCCGCGAUGGCGCUGGACGGCGACCUCCUAAUGUACCUCAGGGCCGCGAGGUCCAUGGCCGCGUUCGCUGGCAUGUGUGACGGCGGCUCCCCGGACGAUGGUUGCGUCGCUGCCUCCAGGGACGAUACCACCAUCAAUGCCCUCGACAUACUCCACGACUCGGGCUACGAUCCUGGACGAGCUCUCCAGGCCCUGGUCAAGUGCCCCGUGCCCAAAGGCAUCGACAAGAAGUGGUCCGAAGAGGAGACGAAACGCUUCGUCAAGGGCCUUCGACAGUUCGGGAAGAACUUCUCGCGAAUCCGGAAGGAUCUGCUUCCCCAUAAAGAUACGCCAGAGCUGGUCGAGUUCUACUAUCUCUGGAAGAAGACUCCGGGAGCGAACAACAAUCGUCCCCACCGUAGGCGUCGCCAGGGCUCCUUGCGGAGGAUACGCAACACUCGCAACUCACGAGCCGGCACCCCGAAGGAAGAGGUGCCAACUCCCCCUAAGGACACGCCACCGACCGCGGUGAACGCGAAGGAGCCCGCUUCAGAGGCGGAGGCCAUCCCCGUUGGCACCCCCGCGAACAACAAUCCCGGGGGCGAGAUAAGCUCCGUCACGGAGGACGAUAAUUCCGAGGAGGACAGCGACUCCAGGGACACCAACACGAACGGCGUGGCGCACUCCUGCCAGCAUUGCUUCUCGACGAGCUCGAAGGACUUCCAGGUCGCAGGGAAGGACCGGCUGCUGCUCUGCGCAGAAUGCAGGGUGCAUCUAAAGAAGAGCGGGGAACUGCCACCGGCUCCGCCGUAUCUGUUCCGGCCCGUGCCCGCGGAGUCACCGGACAGCCCCGGUAGGAUGCGCACCAGGAACAAGGCGAAGGAGACACCGAGACCAGCCAGACCGAGACGCACCGGCGGCAACGACACGCCGGACCAAGAGAAGCAGGAGAAGCAGCAGCAACAGCCGCAGCAGCAGACCCCUGACAAGUCGAAGAAGAAGCCCUCGGGAAAACAGGAGACCCCGAAGAAGGGACAGAAGCGACCGCAAGUCGAGGAAGUGGAGGAGGAGAAGGAAGCCUCGAAGAGGAAGCGAGGCGACCGACCCGAGAGCCCCUCGGAGUCCUUGACAACGGACAGCAACUCCCUGAUGGACGAGCCCGAGAGGGAGACCGAGGCCGACACCAAUGAGAAUCAGCCCACGCCAGCGGCGGUGCCCAACGAAGAGGUAGCAAGCCCUGCAGCGACCACCCCCGAGGAGCCCUCGGAACCUACUCCGGUUUCGACUCCCAUCCCCGUAGCUAUCCAGAGCCUGCCGAUCUCGGUGCCCGUCAUCCACGCCCUGGAGAAGAAGCCCCUCCUGGAGGAGUUGCCCGAGCCCAAGGAGCAGAUGGAAGAGGUCCCUCUGGCCAUAGGACAGCCCAUCAAACUGGAGCCCAUGCCCAUCGAGGCCAAUAUGUCGCCUUGCAACGAGGACCAGAAGGAGCCGGAGCAACAGCUGAGCCUAGGCGCGCCGCCCGGUCUCAGCGUGGCCGACAUGACGCAGAACAUGCCCAGGAACCUCUCCCAGAGCAUCGGUAACCCUGGGCUGUGCACCUCGAGCUCGACCCAGAGCAUUCAGAGCAUCCAGAGCAUCCAGAGCUCGAUGUCUAGCCAACCGCCGCAGGGACUUCCGCUGAACAUGCAGUACUCCGGGGUGCCUGCCGCCCAAACCAUGCCUCAGAACCUGUCGCAGAGCAUCCAGAUGCCGCCCAGCAUUUCUCAGGGACUUGGCUCCCAGCCUCUGGGGCCUGGACCCGGCAUCGGCCCCGAGAACAUGAGCGGCGGCCCUCAGGGGCCUCCAAAUAUUCCGAUUCCACCGCUGAACCUGAACAUUUCCCAGAGCCUGCCCACGAACAUGUCGCAGAUCCCUCAGAUGGCCGGAUCUCCGCAGCCUCUGGGGCUGACGGUCAUGCCGCCAGAGGGCAGACUGGCCGACCGGAUCGCCGAGGACCGACUUCCACCCGAGAGGAUCCGCGAGAGCAGGAUGCCCGAGAGGAUGCCGGAGAGGAUGGUGGACCGCCCGGAGACCAACGAGCCCGAGAGAAACGAGCCCCCCAACCUCUUCCAGCCCAUACAGCCUCCAGGUUUGGGGCUCCCAUCCUCGGAGAAGCCCUCCAACAUGUACAACCUGGCGUCCACGCCGCCGAUGGAGCCGCAGAACCUGAAGAUCAAGCAGGAGAUCGUCCCCCCGGAGCCGGACCCCCUGCAGAGUCUCAAGGAGGUCAAGGUCCCGGGUUUCCAGGGCGGCUUCCCCGGUCCCAGCCUUGACAACAUCAAGAAGGAUCCUGACGGCGGCAAACCUCCGACCCCGAGCAAACACUCCCACUCCAACAACCAACAGGUCGCGCAAAUGCAGUCGGUCGCGGCAUCCCCGACCCCGUCGCUGCCGCAUCCGCCGACCUCCAUCCCUCAGCCUGUUAUGCAUCCGGCUCAGCAACCGAGUCCACAUAUGGCGCAUCCCUUCCAUCCCCAUCAUCCGCUGAUGCACCAUUCACUGUUUGCAGCGAUGCAUCCGUACCAUCCUCAUGCCUAUCCAGGGUACGCACCCGUGGGGGGUUACCCACCCUUCCCGCCGUAUCCUUAUGGACCCGUGCCCCACGCAAUCCCCCCACCCAGUCCACAACGCAGCCAGGAGAGCACCACAAUGAUGACCGCUCAUCACUCGAGCACGAGUUCCAGCGUUACCACCCGGGAAGAGGGCGAAAAUCUCAUCGCCACCCACCACCACUCGUCCAGCAUGCAUCAGGCGACUACCUUGCACCAUGACAAGCUGCUCACCAUCUCCUCCCACAGCUCCCAUAGUCAUUCCUCGUCCCACAGCUCGCAUAACUCCCAGAGAAAGCCGUCCCUCGUCUCGGCGACUUGUCUCACCUCCACCAGCUCUGUCCAUCAUCAUCAUCGUCCUCCACAGCAGCAACCCCAGCAGGUCCCUCCUGAGCCGAAGCUCGAGCCUGAUCUGGUGGAUCCGGAACCUGAAGAGCCUCCUAGUCCUAGGGGACCCUCUCCGGAACCUAGAAUCGAGGACUCGGAGUGCCACCGGUCGCAGUCCGCUAUUUUCCUACGGCAUUGGAACAGAGGGGAGAACAAUAGCUGCACAAGGACCGAUCUUAUGUUCAAGCCUGUCCCGGAUUCGAAACUCGCCAGGAAGAGGGAGGAACGCUCCAGGAAACAGGCGGAGAGGGAGAGGGAGGAGAGAGAUAGAGCUGCUGCUCAGCAGGCCAGGAAGAUGACCACUCCGGAGAAGCAACCGGAGACUUGCAAACCUCCCAGUAGAGGGCCCUUGGAACCUGUGGUCUCGCCUUAUGAUAGGUUUCAGUCAACAGGUCACCUCAACGACAGAUCGUUUCAUCGGCAACAUGUUUCAUCAACAGAUUAUUUCGUUGACGCAUCAUUUCGACAACGGUAUGCUGCCAGACCUGGUGCCUACGCAGACACUCCUGCCUUGAGGCAGCUCUCGGAGUAUGCCAGACCACAUGCAGCUUUCUCUCCGGCUCGUCAUCCAGCACCACCGGAUCCAAUGUUGCAUUACAUGUAUGGCCCCGGAGCCAGGGAAAGGCUGGAGCUCGAGCACCUGGAACGAGAGAAAAGAGAACGAGAGAUAAGGGAGCUACGUGAGAGAGAACUCAACGACAGGCUCAAAGAAGAGUUACUGAAGGGAACUCCUAGACCGAUGCCUGCACCGGUCGAUCCACACUGGUUGGAGAUACACCGGAGGUACACUGUUGCAGGAUUACCUCCUGGACCCUCCGGUCCACCGCAGACUUUGCACCAGUUCGGACUCUAUGGUGCUCCACCAGGUCCCACUCAACUGGACAGGGAACGACUCGAAAGACUAGGGAUACCGACCGCUGGAGGCGGCGGGCCAGGAGGUGGAGGAGCUGGCCAUCCGGUGUCGGCUCAUCAUCAUGGCCAGCUGGACGAGCGGCUGGCCCUGGCUACUGACCCGAUGGUCCGGCUGCAGAUGGCUGGCAUCUCGCCCGAGUAUCAUGCGCACACGCACGCGCACACCCAUGCGCAUACCCACUUGCACCUACACCCGGGACAGCAGCAAGCCCAGCAACAGGCCCAGCAACAGCAGGAGGCAGCUGCGGCUGCCGCUGGAUUCCCUCUGCCCGCAGCAGCUGGAGCUAAUUAUCCAAGGCCGGGCCUGAUGCCGAGAGAUCCCACGUUGGCGCUGCAUCCUGCCGAGCUCCUGGGCAGACCUUACGCCGACAUGGCCGCCCACCACGAGCAACUGCAGCGUCAUUUGAUGAUGGAGAGGGAUCGGUUCCAGCCACACGCUUCGAUAGUCGCCCAUCAUGAAGAGUAUAUAAGACAACAGCGAGAGCGUGAGCUUAAAGUACGAGCCCUGGAAGAGGCGGCACGAGGAUCACGACCUUAGGUAUAAACUAAAGAUUAUUACUGUUAUUAAUAAUUGGCCCAUGUACGGCCAAAUUGUAGUGCAACGGUCCCGGGUGCAAAGCGAGGGUUUGCACCUCCUGGUGCAUCGGAUACGAGCGAGUGCACCGGAUACAUUGGAUAAGGAAAUUCAGGAAUUCCGAGUGAGAACCGAUAAUUGAGAGUGUUUCGAAUACGUCGGGGAAUAAUUUCAAAUAGAAAAUAGCUCUGAUACAGGAAACUUAACUUGUCCGAGACGCUCGAUCUGAUGUUGCGAUACUUGGAUACUCCUGAAUUUCUAGGUUCAAUGAAGUUAGGAUUCUUGGGCUGACUUUGAGUUCCCUCAUUUAGCAGUGCGAAAGGCGUGAGUGUUGUCGCUUGUCGAGUGUUAUUAAUAUUUACCCUCGUGGUAUGUCGGUAUCACAUGGGGCGAAUUUGAGGUUAGCUUUAUGUUUCCAGUCUUAGCAAUUUGCGGGUGUCCGGAGGCACAAAGAAUUGUCCGGUGUUGGAGACUCGUAGGUCCAUCCGGUGCGUAGCAAAGACCGUCUUUUUACAAUAACUUUAAGGUUCGUUAAGGACACGCCUGGAUUGUUUGAGAUGAUCGUUCGGAAAAGUAAUUUCAGUAAGCAUGACUUAAUCUAUACGUGUAAAUUUUGUAGCACUUUCUAAGAGAUGGUCCAUUCGCUGCGCAGCGUUACAAAUUGUAAACUAGAGGAAGGUUGAAACUAAUCGGACUGGCAGGUUUGAGGUUAGCUUUACGUUUUCUUCUUAACGGUACGUACAGUAAACUGCUAUUGUCGAGUGUAACGGUUUAGUAAGAAUUGUAAAUAUAAUGGUGCAGCAGGUGCCCUUGCCCGACUCUCGAUGAGACGAAGGACCAGGUGUACCUAUAGGUUUGAGGUUAACUUUAUGUUUAGCUCUUUUAACAGUACGUAUUGUAAGGCGUGGAAGUCUCGCCAACGCGUCGAGUGUAACAUUAUUAGUGUAAAUAACAGCAAUGCAAUAUCUGGACGGUGAGCUCGGGUCGUCGCAGUGCUACGGUAUCUAACUGGACCGGAGCUUUGGAAGAUACGUCGGAGGUGCAGAUUAUACGCAGCGGAGUGUCGUUGAGACAGUCUCGAGUCUCGUUUUCCUAAGCCUCAUCGACAGAGCUCUUAAUAGUAAGUUUUUAGUUUUUUUUUUUUUUUCCAAGACUUAACUCUGCGCUGAAUCCAUGAUGACCGGUUGAUCCAUAUCUAGCUGAAUACAUGCGAACAGGUGAUUUCCUUGUAACUUUCCAGACGACUCCCCGAUAUUCCCUGUAAUACUCUCAUAAGAUAGAACGUAUAUUCUUUUACAUGAUAAGCGCUUGUACAGAGGGUAAAUCUGCUGAUAAUUUAUUUCAUAUACAAAUAAAGCUGGAAUGUAUCGAA
Molecule: messenger RNA, 6478 nt
Organism: Orussus abietinus
Lineage: Eukaryota; Metazoa; Arthropoda; Insecta; Hymenoptera; Orussidae
Product: arginine-glutamic acid dipeptide repeats protein
Exons: 11
Coding region: 676-5070 (1464 amino acids)
Biological process (GO): regulation of DNA-templated transcription
Cellular component (GO): nucleus
Molecular function (GO): transcription corepressor activity; sequence-specific DNA binding
Source: RefSeq, a predicted model, not a curated record